CCCAAUCCAACCAGUACACAAAUCCAGAAUAGAUCUCCCCCUUUCCGCCGCAAGAGAAAGCAUCGGGACAUUGCCUUGUGUCACUGCGUGUGUUAGGGAAGGGGAGGGAGAGCGAGAGGCGAAGCCAUGGAUGAGGGAUCCGCGGAUGCGGGCGCCUCCGGCCGCCGCUCGCGCGCCCGGGGCUCCGAGGCGGUGGCGCGGUCCGCGGCGCUCGAGCGCCUCCGCGCGAUCCGCGAUGGGGGCGCCCGCGCCGCCGCCGCCGUCCAGGUGAGGAUUGAGGCCCCGAUCUACGACACCGUCGCCGAGGAGGACUACGCCGCGCUCGUCGCCCGCCGCCGGAAGGACGCGGGGGCCUUCAUCGUCGACGACGACGGCCUGGGCUACGCCGACGACGGGCGGGAGGAGGACUGGACCCACCGCACCAUCCACUCCUCCUCCGACGAGGGCUCCGACGGCGAGGAUGGCGCCCCCCGGAAGCGGAAGCAGCCGCGUCCGCAGUCGAAGCGCCCGCCUCAGCAGUCCGCCGCCGCGGCGUCCCUCUCUGCCGCCGCCGCCAUGAUGGGGAAGCAACGACUCUCUUCCAUGUUCACCUCCUCCGUGUUUAGGAAGCCUGGCAGCGACCGCGGUAGGGACUCGUCGCUGGCGGCCGACAGCAUCGUGGAUGACGUCAUCGCGGAGUUCGCUCCCGACGACAAUGACCGCGAGGAGCGGCGCCGCCGCGUUGGUAGGGUUUGUGCCCCGGCGCCAGCGCCAACAACAACUGCUCACAUCAAGGCUGAAAAUGUGGCAGUCGAUACGGCAAUGGCGUUCAGAUCGGAUAAUGUUUUCGAGGCCCAUGAGGUUUCAGAUCAUGGAAAUGAUAUGGAUAUGGAAUUGAAGCCAGACGUGGAAAUGGAGCCCAAAUUGGACACACCUCUUGGUGCUAGUGCUGAAUUGGCGAAUAAUAGUAACAGCCUGGAGGAACCGAAACAGGAGGCUAAUGGGGAGGUUAAGAUAGAGAAGGUGCAUCGUCUGAAUGCUAAGAUUAAGACGGAGGACAGCCGGAAUGGGGAUAUGGCUAGUGCAACAGCAGGGUGGAUGAAGAUAUGCGGGGAUGGGGACAAUGCAGGAGGUGAGGGAGCGGUGGCUGCUAACAGCAACACCGGCGUGGAUGAAAGCUCAGAAUUUGAGCUGAAGGAUGGAGCGCUGCCAUUCUACAUAUUGGAUGCAUACGAGGAGCCUUUUGGUGCUAAUUCGGGCACAGUAUAUUUGUUUGGAAAGGUUGAAGUAGGCAAGCGGUUCCACAGUUGUUGUGUGGUUGUAAAGAAUAUGCAAAGGUGCAUAUAUGCUAUUCCAAGCAGUUCAAUCUUCCCAAGGGACACCAUAUCAAGGCUAGAGAAGAAUUCCACUACUUCUGAUUCUUCUCCAUCACUUCGAGCAAGUCUACAUGAGUUAGCAUCAGGAUUGAAGAGCGAAAUAGCUGAUAAGUUGUCAGACUUCAACGUGUCAAAUUUUGCAAUGACUCCAGUCAAGAGGAACUAUGCAUUUGAGAGGACUGAUCUACCAAAUGGGGAGCAGUAUGUCUUGAAGAUAAAUUACCCAUAUAAGGAUCCGGCGCUACCUACAGACCUUCGAGGUCAACAUUUCCAUGCAUUACUUGGGACGAACAAUAGUGCUCUUGAAUUGCUUCUCAUCAAAAGGAAGAUCAAGGGGCCUUCAUGGCUUUCGAUCUCCAAAUUUUUGGCAUGUCCAGCUACUCAGCGGGUCAGCUGGUGUAAAUUUGAAGUUACAGUUGAUAGUCCCAAAGACAUAUCUGUUUUGAUGACAAGUACCACGUUAGAAGUUCCUCCUGUCGUGGUUGCAGCAGUUAAUCUUAAAACUAUCAUAAAUGAGAAACACAAUGUGCAUGAAAUUGUGUCAGCAUCAGUCAUAUGCUGUCACCGUGUGAAAAUAGAUAGUCCAAUGCGUUCUGAAGAUUGGCAGAAACGGGGAAUGCUCAGCCAUUUUACUGUUAUGCGCAAGCUUGAAGGCAGUAUAUUUCCUAUAGGCCUCUCCAAGGAAUCCUCUGAUAGGAACCAGAAGGCUGGUAGCAAUGUGCUGGCACUCGAGAGCAGUGAACGUGCAUUGUUAAACCGCUUGAUGAUCGAGCUUAGCAAACUUGAUUGCGAUGUACUUGUGGGACACAAUAUUUCUGGAUUUGACUUGGACGUCCUUUUGCACCGUGCACAGACUUGCAAAGUACCAAGCAAUAUGUGGUCCAAGAUUGGUCGUCUUAGGCGCUCAGUAAUGCCCAGACUCACCAAAGGGAACACACUUUAUGGGUCUGGGGCAAGUCCAGGAAUUAUGUCCUGCAUUGCUGGUCGUCUCCUCUGUGAUACCUACUUAUGCUCUCGCGAUCUCCUGAAGGAGGUGAGUUAUUCUUUGACACAACUUGCAGAAACACAAUUGAAAAAGGAGAGGAAAGAGGUCUCUCCACAUGAUAUUCCCCCAAUGUUCCAAUCUUCAGGAGCACUUCUCAAGCUGGUUGAAUAUGGCGAGACUGAUGCAUGUCUUGCUUUGGAGCUCAUGUUUCAUUUGAGUGUUCUCCCGCUUACACGCCAAUUGACAAAUAUCAGCGGUAACCUGUGGGGAAAAACUCUCCAGGGUUCUAGAGCUCAAAGGGUAGAGUAUCUGCUGUUGCAUGCAUUCCAUGCAAGAAAAUUUAUUGUACCGGACAAGUUUGCACGCAGUAAAGAGUUUAACUCUACAAAACGAAAAAUGAACCCUGAUACCGAGGCUGCAAGACCUGAUGAAGCUGAUCCUUCAAUUGAUGACGAGGGACAUCAUGUUGAUCAAGGUAAAACGAAAAAAGGUCCUUCAUAUGCUGGUGGCUUGGUUUUGGAGCCUAAAAAGGGUCUAUAUGACAAGUAUGUGCUACUUCUGGACUUUAACAGCCUUUACCCUUCGAUAAUUCAGGAAUACAAUAUCUGCUUUACUACUGUUGACCGUUCUGCUGAUGGCAAUGUCCCUAAUUUGCCCGCUUCAAAGACCACUGGUGUUUUGCCUGAGUUGCUAAAGAGUUUGGUGGAGAGGAGAAGAAUGGUUAAAUCAUGGCUUAAGACUGCUUCUGGUCUCAAAAGGCAGCAGUUUGACAUCCAACAGCAAGCUUUGAAGCUUACCGCAAAUAGCAUGUAUGGCUGCUUGGGCUUUUCCAAUUCCAGGUUUUAUGCAAAGCCACUUGCUGAGCUUAUUACACUGCAAGGAAGAGAGAUAUUGCAAAACACUGUUGAUCUGGUUCAGAAUAACUUAAAUUUGGAGGUUAUCUACGGUGACACAGACUCUAUAAUGAUACAUACUGGUCUGGAUGACAUCUCCAGGGCAAAAGGAAUUGCAGGAAAAGUCAUUCAGGAGGUGAAUAAAAAAUACCGCUGUCUGGAGAUUGAUCUUGAUGGUAUAUACAAAAGAAUGCUGCUUCUCAAAAAGAAGAAAUAUGCUGCCAUUAAAGUUGCAUUAGAUGGUAGCUUACGAGAGAACAUUGAGCGCAAGGGACUUGAUAUGGUCAGACGUGACUGGAGUUUGCUGUCAAAAGAAAUUGGAGAUUUUUGCCUGAAUCAAAUUUUGUCUGGAGGGUCAUGUGAUGACGUUAUCGAGUCAAUCCAUAGUUCUCUCGUGCAGGUGCAAGAGCAGAUGAGAGGUGGCCAAACAGAAUUAGAAAAAUAUAUCAUUACAAAGAGCUUAACAAAAGCACCAGAAGAUUAUCCAGAUGCUAAAAACCAACCUCAUGUUCAGGUUGCUUUAAGACUGAAGCAAAAUGGUUAUUCUGGGUGCUCUGCAGGUGAUACAGUUCCCUAUAUAAUUUGCUCUCAACAGGAUUCAGAGAGUACACAUUCAGGAGGAAUAGCUCAAAGAGCUAGACAUCCAGAGGAGCUGAAAAGAAACCCUGACAAAUGGAUGAUUGAUAUUGACUACUAUUUAUCGCAGCAGAUUCAUCCUGUAGUUUCCCGUCUGUGUGCUUCGAUCCAGGGCACCAGCCCAGCUCGCCUGGCUGAAUGCCUUGGGCUUGAUUCAUCCAAGUUCCAAUCAAGAUUGACUGAGUCUGAUAAUCAAGAUACGUCUAGCAUGCUCUUGUCUGUAAUUGAUGAUGAAGAUGAGAGAUAUCGUGGUUGUGAGCCCCUGCGAUUAUCAUGCCCAAGCUGUUCUACUACCUUUGACUGCCCCCCUGUGUCUAGUCUGAUUAUUGGUUCUAGCUCUGGAAAUGUAUCAAAUCCAAAUGAAGGAAAUGAUGCUUCCAUUAAUUUUUGGCGUCGGAUGCGGUGCCCAAGAUGUCCAGAUGACACUGAUGAGUCCAGAGUUUCUCCUGCAGUACUUGCAAACCAGAUGAAAAGGCAGGCUGAUAGUUUCAUCAAUCUAUAUUAUAAAGGUUUACUGAUGUGUGAUGAUGAGGGUUGCAAAUACUCAACGCACAGUGUGAACCUUAGAGUGAUGGGGGACUCUGAGAGAGGAACCAUCUGCCCCAACUACCCACGCUGCAAUGGCCACCUAGUGAGACAGUAUACGGAGGCAGAUCUAUACAGGCAAUUGUCAUACUUUUGCUAUGUAGUUGAUGCAACUCGAUGUCUUGAGAAGUUGGACCAGAAGGCGCGGCUUCCUUUUGAGAAAGAAUUUGCGGCAUUAAGCCAAACUAUUAACUUGGCAUUAAUGGAGGUUCAGAAAAUCCGAGACAGAUGUGCAUUUGGCUGGGUUCAGUUGAAGGAUCUUGCAAUAUCAAUCUGAUGAAUUCCUUGUCCUUUGUAAACGUCAACCCUCAAAUAUCGGUGAAUGAGCUAAGAAUUCCUCAUAGGACGUGCAACGUUGUGUUCUUGUGUUGUAGAAGCUACAUCACAUGCUGAGUUGCAGACAUCCAAAUUACAAGAUAGUAGGCUGUUCCGUGAGGGUGUUUCUCAACCUGUAAAGUACAGAAUUUUCGUAGUAUAUUUCAUUUGAAUUCAAAUGUUAUAGCUGUUGCUUGGGAGCAGACCCAGAUGAGUACCUUUCGUAGUGUUUUUAGUGAGUGAAUGUACCAUGCUAAACUUGUAAAUAUGGUGUAGCAAUAUAAGAUCCCAGGAUAUCUGACUUCGUGUA
Oryza sativa Japonica Group (Japanese rice) is the source of this 5079-nucleotide messenger RNA. The record is from RefSeq and is a predicted model, not a curated record. Lineage: Eukaryota; Viridiplantae; Streptophyta; Magnoliopsida; Poales; Poaceae.